UUUCAUUCAUCAUAUUCAAAUAAUUAAACAGAGCAAAACCUCUCUAGUCUCUGCCAAGAUGGCCUUUAAUUACCGUUUUGCCAUUCUUUUCGUGCUCCUCUCCACCACUUUCAGCCUCUCCACCGCCGCGUUGGUCGAGCAGAAGCCUCGCCACAGCCACAGCGGCACUCCGUUGAAAGGAAGCAUCACUCUCAAUCUCGUUUGGUACGGUAAAUUCACACCGAUCCAACGGUCAGUCAUCGUCGAUUUCAUCCGCUCUAUCAGUUCCCCUGCCGUCGCAAAAGGUCCCUCCGUCGCGUCGUGGUGGAAGACAACGGAGAAGUACAAAAAAGGCGUCUCAACUUUCGUAGUCGGCAAACAGCUCCUCCUCGAGAACUACCCUAUCGGAAAAUCCUUAAAGAGCCCUUACCUCCGUGCUCUGUCGAGCAAAAUCAACGCCGGUGGUGCUCGUUCGAUAACCGUCGUCUUGACGGCGAAAGACGUCACCGUGGAAGGGUUCUGUAUGAAUCGAUGCGGGACUCACGGGUCAAAGGCAAGUGGAGCUUACGUGUGGGUCGGGAACUCUGAAUCGAUGUGCCCUGGUUACUGCGCGUGGCCGUUUCAUCAGCCUAUCUACGGUCCUCAGUCUCCGCCGUUAGUCGCGCCUAACGGUGACGUCGGAGUUGACGGGAUGAUCAUAAACCUCGCGACUCUCCUUGUCAACACCGUGACAAACCCGCCUCAGGAAGCUGUCUCGGCUUGUACCGGAGUAUUCGGUUCGGGUGCUUACCCGGGUUACACGGGUCGGGUUCUCGUAGACAAGUCGAGUGGAGCGAGUUACAACGCUUUGGGUCUCGCCGGAAGGAAAUAUCUUUUGCCGGCGAUGUGGGACCCGCAGACAUCGACGUGUAAGACUUUGGUUUGAUAGCAGAUGGUCGUGGAGUAGACACGUGGCAAGAAUCAAUGGUGAUGGCGAGUUAAAGAAAAACAUUAAAAAAAAAAAAAAAAAGACAAAAGUUGUAGAUAUCUAUCGAAAGUCUGGUUCGGAGGAGUUUGGGGAAAGGGUUUAUGUGUUUGGUUUUGUCGUUUGGUUUUAUUAUGCCCUGUAAAUUCCAUCUUUGAAGUAUGUGAAGAUUCAUAAUCUAUUUUAAUGUCCUUAAUAAAAAAAAUUAGUUUCCCCUAA
Capsella rubella is the source of this 1162-nucleotide messenger RNA. RefSeq names its product protein EXORDIUM-like 4. Lineage: Eukaryota; Viridiplantae; Streptophyta; Magnoliopsida; Brassicales; Brassicaceae. The record is from RefSeq and is a predicted model, not a curated record. The transcript has a single exon. The coding region runs from base 59 to 904 and encodes 281 amino acids.